CACGACCAGCGAUGGAGAAAGGACCAGCAGAAAUGCCCUCACGCGACCAUGAACCAGCGGCCAGUGUCAGCAGCCAACAACCACUGGCGCAGCAACCUCGAGCGCAGCAGACACAAGCUUUCAACCUGGUCGUGUGGCUAAAACUUCACGGCGUGGAUAUAAUUACCAUGGCUUGUAUGGGAGCUGUGGCUCUUGGAGUUCAUUUAGCCCCUGCACCUUCGAAUGACUUCCCCAUCUACAAUGUGGAUGGGUCAAUAAUGUAUCCAGAGUACUCGUUUCCACGGAAGACGCAAAUCGUUCCUAUAUGGGCAUCUGCUCUUAUGGCCAUCUUCAUUCCGUUGGUGUUCUUCGUGCUUGCUCAGGCGCGCAGACAGAGCGUGGACGACCUGUUGACCACGUUCCUGGGCCUGAUAAAAAGCGUCGUCUCCAGUUCCGUCUUCCAAGUUAUUAUCAAAGCUACUAUUGGAGGACUGCGACCCCACUUCUACGACGUUUGCAAGCCUCUUGUCUCACCAGGUGAUGCGCCAUCGGGCAUCGGGUUUAACGACAUCAUCUAUGACCCUUCGAUAUGCACUGGCGAUUCCGAGCACAUCAAAGAUGCUCUGAGAACCAUGCCCUCAGGUCAUUCAGCGGCUGCCUGGUCCGGGCUGAUGUUCCUGGCCUUCUAUCUGAACGCGCAACUCAAGGUCAUCUCAGGAAAUAACCCAGCAUACUGGAAGUCGGUUUUAUUUCUCGCCCCUAUUCUGGGGGCCUUCCUUCUCUCGGCGUACUUGGUGAGAGACCAUCAUCACCAUUGGUCAGACGUAAUUGUGGGUUCAGCAAUCGGGAUUGGGACUGCAACUCUCGCCUUCAGACAGACCUUUGCUUCAAUAUGGGAUUACCGAUACAACCACAUCUUGCUCCCAAGAAUGACCUCGCUACUCCAUCGUCAACCCCGACAGACAUUGUCUCACCGACCACCUCGAGAUCUCCCAUUCACACGAGAAUCUGGCUGGGAUUAUCAUCCCUGA
Molecule: messenger RNA, 1010 nt
Organism: Coprinopsis cinerea okayama7#130
Lineage: Eukaryota; Fungi; Basidiomycota; Agaricomycetes; Agaricales; Psathyrellaceae
Product: lipid phosphate phosphatase 1
Exons: 4
Coding region: 12-1010 (332 amino acids)
Biological process (GO): phospholipid metabolic process
Molecular function (GO): phosphatidate phosphatase activity
Source: RefSeq, a predicted model, not a curated record